UCAAGUUUCCAUUCUUUGGAGGGGAAAAAUGGCUCAUCUAAUUCGACACAAAAUCGCCAACAAGCUGACCAACGCGGCACACACGGUGUCUCACAAAUCUCAGGCCAAGGUCAGCGGGGUGUUCGCCCGCCUGGGAUUCCAGGCCGCCACGGACGAGGAGGGCCUUGGAUUCGCCGAGUGCGACGAUUUGGAUUACGACUACAGGCAUGGGAUGCAGAUGGAUGUUCUUCAGGGAGAUGAAGGAGGACACAUGGAGGGAGAGGAUGACUUGGAAGGAGAUAACCGCUAUCAAAGGGACGGCGCCGGCCUGAGGAGCUCGUCCCUGAAGUCUGAAGGCUCCAUUGAAGAGGAGAAACCAAAAAUCACAUCAUGGGAAGCAGGCUGGAACGUCACAAACGCCAUCCAGGGCAUGUUCGUCCUCGGCCUGCCGUACGCCAUCCUCCACGGUGGAUACCUGGGUCUUUUCCUAAUCAUUUUCGCCGCGGUGGUGUGCUGCUACACCGGAAAAAUCCUCAUAGCAUGUCUGUACGAGGAGAACGAGGACGGCAUCAAGGUGCGCGUAAGGGACUCCUACGUGGACAUCGCCAACGCCUGCUGCGCGCCCCGGUUCCCCACACUGGGGGGGCACGUGGUAAACGUGGCCCAGAUUAUUGAGCUGAUAAUGACGUGUAUCCUGUACGUGGUGGUCAGCGGUAACCUGAUGUACAACAGCUUCCCGGGCCUGCCCGUCUCACAGAAAGCCUGGUCCAUAGUGGCCACGGCUGCGCUUCUGCCGUGCGCCUUCCUCAAGAACCUCAAGGCCGUGUCCAAGUUCAGCUUACUGUGCACGCUGGCGCACUUCGUCAUCAACAUCCUUGUGAUUGCGUACUGCCUCUCCAGGGCACGUGAGUGGGCCUGGGAGAAGGUCAAGUUUUACAUCGAUGUGAAGAAGUUCCCCAUCUCCAUCGGCAUCAUCGUGUUCAGUUACACCUCCCAGAUCUUCCUGCCCUCUCUGGAGGGGAACAUGCAGAAGCCCAGCGAGUUCCAUUGCAUGAUGGAGUGGACCCACAUUGCUGCAUGUGUCCUCAAGGGCCUCUUCGCUCUGGUGGCCUACUUGACGUGGGCAGAUGCCACCAAAGAAGUCAUCACAGACAACCUGCCCUAUUCUAUUCGAGCUGUAGUGAACAUCUUUCUCGUGGCCAAGGCGCUCUUAUCAUACCCACUGCCAUUCUUUGCAGCUGUGGAGGUCUUGGAGAAAUCCUUGUUUCAGGAUGGAGGGAGAGCCCUAUUCCCUAACUGUUAUGGACCUGAUGGGCAGUUAAAAUCCUGGGGUCUGGGCCUUCGUGUGGGCCUGGUGGUCUUCACGUUGCUUAUGGCAGUCUUUGUCCCCCACUUUGCCCUGCUCAUGGGUUUAACUGGGAGUCUCACUGGUGCUGGUCUGUGCUUCCUCCUGCCCAGUAUCUUCCACCUGAAGCUCCAGUGGAGGAACCUUCUGUGGCACCACGUGUUCUUUGAUGUCGCCAUUUUUGUUAUUGGGGGCAUAUGCGCCAUUAGCGGCUUCAUUCACUCCAUCGAAGGGCUGAUCGAGGCCUUCAAGUACAAUCUCCAUGACUGAGUGCUUGAGAGAUAACCUUUAUUAAACAGUGAUGCUGUAAAAUUACUCUCAGGCAGCCAACACAUCCCUGAAAUAUGAGGAUUUUUUGUGUGAAAUGUACACUUGUACUUUUUAUUUUGCCUUUGUGAUCAUGUGCAAUAAUGAACUCAACAAUCACAGUGUAAAAUAAUCCAGUCAUUCCACAAAUAUUUUAGCAUUCAGAGGGGGAAAAAAACUCUCUCUGAUUUUACAAGGGCGUAGCCAGAAAUUUCUAAAAAAAAAAGGGGCAACUGAGCUUUAAUUGUGUACACACUAAAGGAAUAUUCUACCACUAAUUAAAAUUAAACAGCAUUUCAUUUAGUUAUUUGGAUGCAGAAAAAAUAUAACCAACAAACAUUAAAACUAAGGUAGGAUGGAUGUUUCUUUUUCAUUUUUUAAAAACCAAAAUUCAGGUAAACUGUAACAUUUUCAACAAUAAUUUGUACAAAGGUCAAAACUGUGGGACAAAAAUAGCACCAAAAGGCCUCUUGCAUAAACAAGUUUGUAUUAUUUUAAAUUUCCUAUACUUUAGCAUACGAUGGGCUCAGCGUACAAUAUCAGACUCAGCAAAUACUCUAAACUUCACAUUACUUCAAAAGUGA
Thalassophryne amazonica is the source of this 2214-nucleotide messenger RNA. Its product is annotated as vesicular inhibitory amino acid transporter-like. Gene Ontology annotation, biological process: amino acid transmembrane transport. The transcript is spliced from 2 exons. Lineage: Eukaryota; Metazoa; Chordata; Actinopteri; Batrachoidiformes; Batrachoididae. The record is from RefSeq and is a predicted model, not a curated record. The coding region runs from base 29 to 1594 and encodes 521 amino acids. Gene Ontology annotation, cellular component: vacuolar membrane. Gene Ontology annotation, molecular function: amino acid transmembrane transporter activity.